AUGGUAGACAUUGUAAAGUUUCAUCCAUCUGUUUCGAAUCAUUUUCUUUCAAAUAAUCAAAAUCUACGAAAUAAAUUAACUUCUCAACAAUUCAAUUUACCAAUUUUUCUUUCAAGGGAUUAUAGUUUCUCUAAAACAAAUCAUCUAAAAAAUAUUCAUACAAAACGAUGGAUUGAUCAUUGUUCUGAUAAUUCAUCUCGUUUACUGGAUGCUUCAAAUUUACCAUAUAGUGUACAUCGAAAAAUUAUGUACCAACAAUUAUCUCGACAGUAUACAACAACAGUUCGCGUCAAUGGACCAUUAAAAUCUAAACAACAACGCAAUGCAAGUAAAGAUAUAACAACAGGAUGUGGAGGAACAAAUGUUACAUCUCAACCAUCAUUCUCUAAUGGUGAUAUACAAAGUUCUUAUGUAUUCAAUACACUUUCAAAAUAUAUUACAAUUAAAUCAGAACCUCUUCGUCCAUCAAAUAGUUUCACAAGAAGUUCAACAAAUACAUCAACUUCUUGGCAAAGAUAUUGGGCAUCAACACAUGCACAAAGACGACGACAAGAAGCGAAUGAUCCUGAUACUGAUUUAAAUAGUCCAAAAUGUAAAAAAUCAAUAUCUGGUCAAACACAUUUUGUUGUUCUUCGUGAUCCACCAUUUCCUAAUAAUGGAUAUCAAACUAGUGAUGAAAUAUCAUCAACUGUACCAAGUAAUUGUAGUCUAUCUAAAAUAUCCACAACCGCUACAGUUAAUAAACAAAUAUUCUCAAAACAAAAAGAUGAUAUUAGUACAUUAACAAAUCAAGUUUCUUCUAUAGAAUUUGUUGGAUCAUCAUUAAUUCCAUCAUCAACUCAAAUAAAUUCUUUUACAAUUCUAUCAAAAUCAACAUUAACUAUUCCAUUAGCAUCAGCAGAUAAAGAUAAUGAAAAAAAUCUUCGAGAAAAAUCUUUAUUAUCAUCAUCGUCAUCAUCAUCAUCAUCACCAUUAAAUUUUAAAAGUAUAAGUCAAAUUAUUGAAGAAAUUGCUGAUGCACAAAAACCGAUUGAACCAAUAACAACAAAAGUUUUAAAACUUUUAUUACCAGAAGAAAAAACAAAACUUAAGAAACGUUCAUUAAGAAGACGAAGAUCAAGAUCAAAAUCAUUAGACAAAAGACUAGUAAGAACACCAUCAGCAUCAAAACGAAAACAUCCAAUAUUAACAGAUCAAAAUUCAUCUAACAGAUCUAAACCAUCAUCAUUAUCAACAAUAUUGAAAACAAUACCAAAAUCAAAAUAUUCAGCAAGAAAAUGGGAUGAACCUUAUAUUGGCCUUCGUUUUGAUCCACCAACACCACCAUGUUCACCAUCAUUAUAUAUUUGGCCUCAAGAUAGUGAUGAAGAAGAUAAUCAGACAUUAUUUGAAAAAUCAGAAAUAUUUGAACAUAAUUCAACUCCUAUAGUUUUAAAACGGUGUCAGUUUUGA
Rotaria sordida is the source of this 1452-nucleotide messenger RNA. NCBI's taxonomy places the organism in Eukaryota, Metazoa, Rotifera, Eurotatoria, Philodinida, Philodinidae. The record is from the annotation of a GenBank genome assembly.